Molecule: messenger RNA, 1332 nt
Organism: Pseudozyma flocculosa PF-1
Lineage: Eukaryota; Fungi; Basidiomycota; Ustilaginomycetes; Ustilaginales; Ustilaginaceae
Exons: 1
Coding region: 1-1332 (443 amino acids)
Source: RefSeq, a predicted model, not a curated record
AUGUCGGCGCCCGUCCAGGUGGUGCCCCUCUACCGAUCCAUCCUGCACCAGGCACGCCUCCUCUCCCACACCUGGUCAGACCACACCCUCCUCCGCUCCCACGCCCACCUCGCUCGCCGCAACCUCGAGCCCCUUCUACCUCGCUCUCCUCCUUGCGAUCCCGGUCCCAGCUCGAGUCGCAGCCGUGCGCCGCAUCCACCAGCCCAGCCCCCGCUGCUCGACGACGACCUCGACCUCCAAUGGCCCCCCUCGACGACCCAAAAACGCAUCAAGCGCGCACGCAUCCACCUCCGCCACCUCGCAGACGCCAACAUCGGCUGGCCCCAUGCCGUAAAGCGCGCAAUCGACAUUGCCUACGCCCGCCGAGGCAAGCUCCGCCGCGACGCCCUCGCCCUCCUCAGCCCACAACCCUCGUCGGCACCCGAGGAGCAGCGCUACCCGCGCCGGCUACGGCACAAAGACGUCCACCCCAUCCUUGCCCACCUCCUCACCACCCAGGAGUCGAUGCGCGGCGCAGCAGCACGACCCCAGCACCUCAAACGCCUCCCUCCGCCUUACCUCCCGGCGCUCGACGACCCCGUGCUGGUCAAGUUUGGCAAACGCGUGGGGAGAACGAGGAUGGCCAACGCCUGGCGCAAGUGGGCAGGCGCACAGCUGAAAAAGGUCAUCCUGCCCAUCGACGUGCAGGUGCCGGGCGGCGGCCAAGCGGAGCGCUUCAGAGGGAUCGAGGAGCGCGCGGCCAGCUUGGACUGCCCGCUGCCAAGGCGGCUGCGUAGCGGCCAGGCUACCACGACCGCGGGUGCGAAUGCGGCAUCGUCAACGCUUCGAGUCGACCCCGGGCCUCGCAAGGCGCCAUCACCGCCCUACCUCGACCAUGCAAGGGCGGAGGCGGAUCGACUGAGCUCCGGCAUGCGCCCACAGGCCAUGCGCAAGCAGUCCCUCCGCACGCACGGCUGGAGCCGCACACCAAAGGACUAUGCCAGGCAUGCCAGAGCACGGCGGCGCAUCUACGCUGGCCUGCUGGAAAAGUCGCCGCUCCUCCGCCUUGCAUCGACUGCCGAGGCCGAAAGCGUCCAAGCAUCGAUCGACUCCGCUGUGCCAUCGGCGCCCGGAUCGGGUCCACGAGGAGGGGUCGGCCGGGAUCCACUAGGCCUCAAGGCGCAGCUCCGCGAUGCCAUGGAUCGGCCUAGCAAGGCGUCAAUCGGCAUCUCGGAGCAUGCCACCAGGAGACGCGGACCCAGGGGUGCUGCGCCUGGGUCGGAACGCGCGCUGACGGAUCAAGAGAUCAAAUUCCUCGAGCAGGCCGGCAUCGUCAGCGCGUCCAGAGCGUGA